Messenger RNA from Puccinia triticina, 1251 nucleotides. RefSeq lists its product as uncharacterized. The coding region runs from base 1 to 1251 and encodes 416 amino acids. The transcript is spliced from 2 exons. NCBI's taxonomy places the organism in Eukaryota, Fungi, Basidiomycota, Pucciniomycetes, Pucciniales, Pucciniaceae. The record is from RefSeq and is a predicted model, not a curated record.
AUGGCCCAGCUCUUCGGCGCCGGGUCGAACUCCCACGGACAGCUCGGGACGAGCAGAGAGGGCGAGGAAGACCUCCACGGAUUCGGAAACACCCAUCGAUGGACAGCCGAGCAUCUCCAGCCCGACCAGCCAGUCUCGUCGUCCAUCGGAGGCCGACACGCCCUCUUCCUGCUCCACCACCCCACCCAUCCUGAGAUCUAUCUCUGCGGAGACAACGGCCAGGGUCAGCUAGGGCCUGCCGCACCCAGCACUGCUUCGACACCAUCAUCGCCGUCGGCCGACAAACCGAACAGCACCAGCACGAUGCAAAAACUAGACUACAAACUGCUGGUGUCGAGCACGGUGAAUAUCGAUCAAAAGCUCAAAGACUUGCUCAUACUCAAAUAUCGGCCCACCCAAGUUCAAGCUUGCUGGGAAACCAGCUUCGUAGUCUUAUCACCAUCUUUCGACGGCCCCGAUCGGGCGUCCCCUCCUUCUGAUGGGGAGGAGGAGGAGGAGGAGAUAGGAUACGACGACCAUAUCCUGGCUUUUGGAUCAAACAACUUCGGGCUGAGAGGGGCGACGAAGGAAGAGGAUCUCCCCGCUGAUCCGAGCAUGCCCAACCUAGUCGAUCAGCCGCCCGUCUUUGGCCGCUCGGGGUCCAUAAAGCGGAGGAUCAAGCUUUACGGAGGGUGUCAGCAUCUGGUUGCGGUGGUCGAGUGUGGCGGGAGCGGAGGGCCGAUCAAGUUGGUCGCCCUGGGCAACCAACACAGCGUCGUGGUCUGUCCCGCCGAGAUCUGGUGUUGGGGGAGCAACAGGAACGCGCAGAUCCCCGCCGCACUCAGCCAGCUCCCCCCCGCCCACAUCCUCGAACUCCAGGCCUCCUGGAACGCCACCUUCGUCAUCCUCAGCCAACUGCCCGGAAACCCCACACACAACCGACUGCUCGGAUUCGGCAGCAACUCCCACGGCCAACUCGACGCCGGCCUCCCUGACCCCCCCGCCCACUCAACUACCCUCGACCGGCAGAUCCCCGCGCUCUUCUCCAACCUCGUCGCCGGAUCCGAGCAUCUCCUCCUCGCCAACCGCCUCCACCCGCUCCAGAUCUGGGGCUGGGGGUGGAACGAACACGGUAACCUCGGCAAACCGCCCGGCCAAGAACUCCAGCAAUCCAGGACUUUCACCCAUCUCUUCAGUCUCCCUGCGGGCUCCAAACUUCUCACGCUGGACGCCGGUUGCGCAACUAGCUUCAUCAUCUGUAGUUCUCCUUGA